AUGGCUGUUUAUGCACAGGCGGUUGAUGGUAAUGUCGGGAACAAUUCUAUGUUUAGCGGUUCGUGUUUUCACACUAAGAGAGAGUAUCAGCCGUGGUGGACGGUGGACCUUCAUCAAGACUACUAUAUUACCAGUGUCGUUGUAUAUAACCAACUGGACCACUGUUGUGGUACAUACAAUGUCGCCAUCGGUAAAACAGCUUCACAGAGUAGCAAUCACCGAAUAUACGAAUGGCUCGCUCCAACAGCGGUGGAUGGUAUUGUCGGGAACAACUCUAUGUUUAGCGGUACGUGUUUUCACACGACUAAAGAGUACCAGCCGUGGUGGAGGGUGGACCUACAUCACGACUACAUUAUCACUAGUGUCAUUAUGUAUAACCGACUGGACUCUUUUGCUGAACGGGCAAGGAACAUUAAACGUACAAUCGGUAAAAGUUUGGACUCAAUGAGUCAGGCUGGAUACCUAGAUGGCGGGUUGACCACUCAUACGUUCACCGUUGACCCACCAUUGGUAGGACGUUUCGUGCGAUUGCAGCUGAAAGGGAUAACGGAGUUUUUCCAUCUAUAUUUCUUCUCUUCCGUGACUCGUACCAAAAACGUACAAAAUGAGGAUACAGGCUACGCAAUACCAUAUGUUCCCCCCGAGAACCGCGACACCAUCAUCUAUCCAGCGACGGGAUCAGAAAUUAGUCGCACCUCCCACAUUGCUGCCAAGGACAAAUAG
This is a messenger RNA of Mya arenaria, 723 nucleotides long. Its product is annotated as fucolectin-like. The coding region runs from base 1 to 723 and encodes 240 amino acids. The transcript has 5 exons. Lineage: Eukaryota; Metazoa; Mollusca; Bivalvia; Myida; Myidae. The record is from RefSeq and is a predicted model, not a curated record.